Molecule: messenger RNA, 2324 nt
Organism: Cyprinodon variegatus (sheepshead minnow)
Lineage: Eukaryota; Metazoa; Chordata; Actinopteri; Cyprinodontiformes; Cyprinodontidae
Gene: cherp
Product: calcium homeostasis endoplasmic reticulum protein
Exons: 13
Coding region: 228-2309 (693 amino acids)
Biological process (GO): intracellular calcium ion homeostasis; RNA processing
Cellular component (GO): perinuclear region of cytoplasm
Molecular function (GO): RNA binding
Source: RefSeq, a predicted model, not a curated record
AGCAGAAGAAGAAGAUAGCGCGUUUCCGGUACUAGCAGAGCUCUGCUAUUGUUGCUCUACGUGCUGGUUUUCUAAAUUCAUUCCGUUUGGUUGAUGAAAUCCCAAUAAACUGCAGACAUACAUAUAUCUAUCGACUUUGAGGGGAAUUGCCUCCUAAAAGGUCCAAUAUUUGGAUCCUAUUAGCCCCGCAUGUUGGUUUGUAGCGGUUUGCUCCGACAUAAGCCGCCAUGGACGUCCCUACCCCCCCUGAAGACCAAGAGCUAAGGAACGUGAUCGACAAGCUGGCCCAGUUUGUUGCUCGAAAUGGACCGGAGUUUGAAAAGAUGACGAUGGAAAAGCAGAAGGACAAUCCCAAAUUCUCCUUCCUGUUUGGGGGAGAACAUUUCGGCUACUACAAGUGCAGGCUUGCUAUGGAGCAACAGCAGCAUAUGUUUAACCCUGGAAGCAAAGACCUGCUGGACAUUCCGCCUCCUCCAUCGAUGCAGCUGGUUCCUCCUCCUCCGGUUGCUCUGUCAGCUUCGCCCUCUAUAGAUGAACUCAUCCAGCAAAGCCAGUGGAAUCUGCAGCAACAAGAGCAGCACCUCUACACUCUCAGACAGGAGCAAGUGACGGCCGCCAUCGCCCUGGCAAUGGAGCAGCAGAUUCAGAAGCUUCUGGUAGAAACUCAGCUGGACAUCACCGAGUUUGACAACCUGCUGCAGCCCAUCAUCGACACCUGCACUAAAGACGCCAUCUCUGCCGGUAAAAACUGGAUGUUCAACAACGCCAAGGGUCCACAGCAUUGUGAACUGAUGGCGUCGCAUCUCCGGAACCGCAUCACCAUCGACGGCGCACACUUCGAGCUCCGCCUGCACCUCAUCUAUUUAACCAACGAUGUUCUCCAUCACUGCCAGAGGAAACAGCAGAAGGAUUUGCUGACGGCGUUGCAGAAAGUGGUUGUCCCCAUCUACUGCACCAGUUUCCUCGCUGUAGAGGAAGAGAAGCAGCAGAAGAUCACUCGGUUGCUGCAGCUUUGGGAGAAGAACGGGUAUUUUGAUGAGGAAACCAUUCAGCAGCUGCAGAACCCGGCACUGGGCCUGGGACAGUACCAGGCGUCCCUGAUAACGGAGUAUGCUGCCGUGGUGCAGCCCAUCCAGCUGGCCUUCCAGCAACAGAUCCAGGCUUUAAAGACCCAACAUGAGAAGUUUGUUGUGAGUCUGAAGCAGCAGCAGACGGGUCCUGUAAGACCCGCAGCAGCCCCCUCUGAAGCUGAUAAACCUCCAUCCUUGGCGCCACCUGCUGGGGAAGUAAAGCCUCCUGUGAUUGGUCCUCCCUCAGCGGACUUUGAAGUUGCUCCCAGAUCACAGGACUCCAAAAACGCCAGUGGACCAUCGGAUAUUCCCGCCAACAAGCCUGCCUGGUUUGAAUCGCAGCACGUCGGACCCUGGAACCCCAACCAGCCGCCUCCCUUUGACCCGAACCAGCCCCCUCCUCCCUGCCCCCCCUGGAACAGCCAUGAGGGAAUGUGGAAUGAGCAGAGGGAGCCAGGGAACUGGAGCGGAGGUCCUCUGAGAGACGGGGGCCUGUGGAGUGGGCCAGGAGGCUCUGAGCCUGGCCCCCCAUCUUGGAACUCGUUUGACCAGCAGCCCCCGUGGGGGAAUCAGAGCGACCAGCCUCCAUGGGGUCAAAGAGAGCCCCCAUUUCCUCCACGGAUGCAGAGACCGCCCCAUUUCAGAGGACCAUUUGCGCCGCACCAGCAGCACCCCCCUUUUAAUCAGCCCCCACCGCCCCCGCACAACUUUGGCCGAUUCCCGCCCCGCUUCGUGCAGGACGACUUUACUCCCAGACAUCACUACGAAAGACCCCCGUACACGUCACACCGCUUCGACUACCCUCAGGGAGAAUUUCCCGGAGACAUGCCCGGGCCUCCCCUUCACCACCACCCCAAUCAGCGGAUGCCUCCACCAGCCAUCGGCGGCGAGCAUCCACCCUGGGGCGCGGGCCAGCACCAGGACUUUGGCCCGCCGCAGCACGGCUUCAAUGGCCACUCGCCUCAAAUGCGCCAUCGACAGCAUCCCGUCCAGGACGACCCAAGUCUGGUUCCCAACGUGCCCUACUUCGACCUGCCAGCCGGGCUCAUGGCUCCACUGGUCAAACUUGAGGACUGUGAUUACAAACCUUUGGACCCCAAGGAUAUCCGGUUACCCCCUCCGAUGCCCCCCAGCGAUCGGCUGCUAGCUGCUGUUGAGGCUUUCUACAGCCCUCCGUCACAUGACCGACCCAGGAACAGGUACAGACUCCAGCCCCUAACUGGGCUUAAUGGUUCUUAAUGAAUUUAGUUUGAA